Cuscuta europaea is the source of this 3032-nucleotide messenger RNA. Lineage: Eukaryota; Viridiplantae; Streptophyta; Magnoliopsida; Solanales; Convolvulaceae. The record is from the annotation of a GenBank genome assembly.
CAGAUGUCGAUUAAUACGGAGAAGGGGACGACUUAUAGUAAUUUGUUCCAAUCCCAGACAUAAACAACGACAGGGAUAAUAAGACUUCGCAACUUAACUUAGUAAACUAAACCAAUUAUAGAAAUGAAAGAAUCGUGAAAUGGAUAUAUCCAUAUAGUAUAUCGCUGACUCAGAUUUACAAAAUGCUUAAUGGUAAAAUAUAUAUCGAGGAAUUAGUUCGCGUAGGAAGGGGGGACGUAUUGGUUCACGUCAGAAUGCACGUAGAAUACCAAAAGGAGUAAUUCAUGUUCAAGCCAGUUUCCAUAAUACCAUAGUGACUGUUACAGAUGUACAGGGACGGGUAGUUUCUUGGUCCUCUGCCGGUACUUCUGGAUUCAAAGGAACCAGAAGAGGAAACACCUUUCGCUGCUCAAACCGCGGUAAUAAAUGCUCUUCGUAAAGUAGUGAAUCGAGGUAUGCUACGAGCCGAAGUAUUUAUAAAAGGUCCCGGUCUCGGAAGAGAUGCAGUAUUACGAGCUAUUCAUAGAAGCGGUAUAUUAUUAACUUUUAUAAGGGAUGUAACCCCUAUGCCACACAAUGGCUGUAGACCCCCCAAAAAACGACGUGUGUAGAAAUCAAAAGUGAACCUAUAUCAAGAGAAAUAGAAGAUUCACUAAUAUACUAAAUCAAAAUUUUUAUGGUUCGAGAGAAAGUAGCAGUAUCUACUCGGACACUACAGUGGAAAUGUGUUGAAUCAAGAAUAGACAGUAAACGCCUUUUUUAUGGCCGCUUUAUUCUAUCUCCACUUAUAAAAGGUCAAGCCGAUACAAUAGGAAUUGCGAUGCGAAGAGCUUUGCUGGGAGAAAUAGAAGGGACAUGUAUCACACGUGUAAAAUCUGAGAAAGCCUCGCAUGAGUAUUCUACCAUAGGGGGGAUUCAAGAAUCGGUACAUGAGAUUUUAAUGAAUUUGAAAGAAAUUGUAUUGAGGAGCAAUCUAUAUGAAAGUUGUGAUGCGUCUAUUUGUAUCAAGGGACCUCGACAUGUAACUGCCCAAGAUAUAAUAUUACCCCCCCAUGUACAAAUUGUUGAUAACACACAACAUAUAGCUUGGUUGACGGAACCUAUUGAUUUUUUUUAUUGGAUUAAAAAUAGAGAGAAAUCGCGGAUAUUUCAACAAAGUGGACCUUCACUUUGACGAUGGAAGUUAUCCUAUAGAUGCUCUCUUCAUGCCGGUUCAAAAUGCAAAUCAUAGUAUUCAUUCUUAUGGGAAUGAAAAAACAAGAGAUACUUUUUUUGGAAAUAUGGACAAAUGGAAGUUUAACACCAAAAGAAGCACUUCAUGAAUCCGCCCGAAUAUUGAUUGAUUUCUUUAUUCCUUUUUUCCAGAUGGAAGAAGAAAACUUAUAUUUAGCAGAUGCAAAACACACAAUUCCCCUACCCCCCCUUAUCUUUUAUAAUAAAAGUGACUACACUUAUAAAAAAAAAAAAGAAACUUUCAUUGAAAUUAAUUUUUAUUGACCAAUUAGAAUUCCCUCCCAAGAUAUAUAAUUGCUUGAAAAAGUCAAAUAUAUUUACAUUAUUUGAUCUUUUUAAUCAAAAACAAGAAGAUCUUUUAAAAAUAGAACAUUUUCAACUAGAAGAUAUAAAACAUAUAUUGGGGAUUCUAGGAAAAUAUUUUGCACUGUAUUGAUUAUAAACUUAGGUUUAAUUAAUAAAAAAAAUAAAUUGAAACAUUCAUGAAUAUGAAUUGACGUGUAUCUAGGAAGAACUUUCAAGAAACGCUUCCCUAGAUACACAAGCUUUGGUUUUUUUUUAAAUUGAAUCAAAACUCCACAAAACAAUUUAAAAAAGACCUAAAGUGAGGGAUUUUUCAAUAGGUAAUGUUUGCACCAAUGCCCAACCAAAAGGUAACUCCGGGUACCAAUAAAAAACACAGUGGUUGCUACUGGACGACGAAAUGGGUUUUGGAAUUUAUUAACAUUCUCUAAAAAAGGUACUGUUAAUAAUCCCGUAGGUACUGAAAGCAUUAAAAGAACACCUAAUAUUUUAUUAGGCACUGUACGAAGUAUUUGAAAUACAGGAAAGAAAUACCAUUCAGGUAAUAUUUCUAACGGGGGUUGCAAAGGGAUUUGCGGGUUCACCAAUCAUUGAGGGUUCUAGAACUGCUAAACCUACAUUACAUGCAAUAGUACCAAGAAUAACUACUGGAAAAAUAUAUAAAAGAUCAUUGGGCCAUGCGGGUUCCCCCGUAAUAAUUAUGACCCAUACCUUUUGCCAAUUUAGCUCUUAAUACAGGAUCAUUCAAGUCAGGUUUUUUUAUUAUUGGGAUAGGUGAAGUCUUAGAGAUCCAUCCCCCGAGGGAACCGGACAUGAUCAUUUUUAAUCAUCCAGCUCGAGCAAGACUCAAACAAAUAAUUAAAAAAGAAUUAAUCAUUAUAUGAAUGAACAAAUACAUUUCUAAAGCUAGGUAGUUUAUAGGUUAUCUUAGAGUCGUUAAGAGUCUUUAUAUUCAUUUAUACACAAAAGAUAAUCUAUGAUAUAGAAAUAGUUCAAUGUAAAAGAAAAAAUUUGUUUUUAUCAAGUGAACCUUCUCUAGUCAAAAAAUUAAAUUUCUUUUCUUAUUUGCUUACGCGUCAAUACUCAAGACCCAAGUAGGCUUAAUUUUCUGAUAGGAUCAAGUGCUUUUUUGGGUCGUCUCCAACCUUAGAAUGCGUAUUUAUCUGAAACUAUUUUCAAAAAGUUUUCAUAUUUUAAGAUACGCAGAAAGGUUUACUUGUUACUAAAAAAAAGUCCAGUUUCUUUUCUUCGUUAGAUCUCUUGUUUCACUCCGAUAGUAUUAUCGAGAUCGGACCAAUGGAGAGGAAAUGACUCCAUUUACAGAUUCUAUAUUAGCGUUUAAAAUGUUAAAUAAAAAUAAAAAGUUUCUAGGAUCUUUUUAUAUUCAAUAUUGGAUUUUACGGAGCCUAAUCAUGUAUAACAUGAUUUUUUAUAUGAUCAUAGAAUAAAUUAUCUUCAAGGGAACCAGCUUAUCCCUCACAUAAGGCUUAUGCGCC